AUGGCUUCAUUGAUGUCUCAUUUAUCUCUCCUUCCUGCAAAACCGUCGAACAUUAGCAAUUUCUCAAGCAGAAUCUCACCUACUUUAGCUCUACGUACAAGUCAACCGGUUUUUCUUUCAGCUAGGAACUCGUCGGAGAAGAGACCAGUUGAAUUCUCCGGUAAGCAAUUGAGAUACUGCGGUUGGAAUCAACUACUGAGACCUCGGUGCUCCGUUGAAAUUCCGGUGGUAAAAGCCGCAGCAUCGGCGGAUGGUGGUGAUCGGGAAAUCGAGGGGUCGGCAUUAACUGAGGCUCCCAAGAGCUUUGCUGAGAGAUACCCAGCUCUUGUUACCGGAUUCUUUUUCUUUACUUGGUACUUUUUGAAUGUUAUAUUCAACAUACUCAACAAGAAGGUCUACAAUUACUUCCCAUAUCCUUACUUUGUUUCAGUUGUUCAUCUUCUUGUUGGUGUCACAUACUGUCUCAUCAGUUGGUCCAUCGGUCUUCCUAAACGUGCGCCGAUCAACAAGGAUCUCUUGGGAGUCCUUACACCUGUCGCAGCUUGUCAUGCUCUUGGACAUGUUAUGUCCAACGUCUCCUUUGCUGCCGUCGCCGUGUCUUUUACACAUACCAUCAAAGCUUUGGAGCCAUUCUUCAGUGCUGCAGCUUCUCAGUUUGUUUUAGGCCACCAGAUUCCCCUUUCACUAUGGAUGUCAUUGGCCCCUGUUGUCAUAGGUGUAUCAAUGGCCUCAUUGACCGAACUUUCUUUCAACUGGCUUGGGUUCACAAGCGCGAUGAUUUCUAACAUUUCUUUCACUUAUAGAAGCAUCUAUUCUAAGAAAGCCAUGACGGGCAUGGACAGCACAAAUGUGUAUGCUUACAUUUCGAUAAUCGCUCUCUUGUUUUGCCUCCCACCAGCAAUACUUAUUGAAGGACCCAAGUUAAUGCGGUAUGGAUUCAGCGAUGCGAUAGCCAAAGUUGGCAUGGUUAAGUUUGUGUCCGAUUUGUUUUGGAUCGGGAUGUUCUAUCAUCUAUACAACCAGGUUGCUACCAACACUCUGGAAAGGGUCGCCCCGCUCACUCAUGCUGUCGGAAACGUAUUGAAGCGUGUUUUCGUGAUCGGUUUCUCCAUCAUUGUGUUCGGCAAUAGGAUCUCAACUCAAACCGGAAUUGGUACCGCAAUCGCGAUUGCUGGUGUUGCGAUCUACUCCUUGAUCAAAGCCAACCUUGAAGAGAAAAAAAGAAAGACUGCACAAAAGGAGGCCUAGAAGAUGCAUGUUUACAGACAAAUUAAACAGAAAAUUGCCAUAUUUCUGUGGGGAUGAAGCAUUCAAAUUGUUUUGAAACUUUCAUCUUUCUUGAUUUUUAUGUUGUAAUUUCUUGAAUAGU
Cynara cardunculus var. scolymus (artichoke) is the source of this 1369-nucleotide messenger RNA. RefSeq names its product triose phosphate/phosphate translocator, chloroplastic-like. Gene Ontology annotation, biological process: transmembrane transport. Gene Ontology annotation, cellular component: membrane; Golgi apparatus. Lineage: Eukaryota; Viridiplantae; Streptophyta; Magnoliopsida; Asterales; Asteraceae. Gene Ontology annotation, molecular function: antiporter activity. The record is from RefSeq and is a predicted model, not a curated record. The coding region runs from base 1 to 1248 and encodes 415 amino acids. The transcript is spliced from 12 exons.